Messenger RNA from Leptomonas pyrrhocoris, 968 nucleotides. RefSeq lists its product as hypothetical. Bases 36 to 968 code for a protein of 310 amino acids. The transcript has a single exon. The record is from RefSeq and is a predicted model, not a curated record. Lineage: Eukaryota; Euglenozoa; Kinetoplastea; Trypanosomatida; Trypanosomatidae.
GUUUUGAACGCCGUGCAUUGGUACACGUAGAAUCGAUGAGCACCAACGAUGACAUGCCGCUUUUAUCAAGUGCUACCCUCGCGACGCAGCGAACAGCAGAUGUUGCCGCGAUCAAGAAUGCGCUGAACGAGCUGCACAACGGCAUUUUCGGUUCUGUGCCACCAGCAGAUGCAACUCAUGAAACUCUAUUGCGUCAGAUCAGCGGCGCACGCUCCGUACUCAACAAGGUGGCAGUGACUUCGAGAACCGGCCUCGACACUGAGCGUUUGUUGCUUGACGCUGUCUUGACUCUGGGCGAGAUGCUUGCAAGUGCCGCUGCGGGACAGAGGAUACGCAGCAAGGUUGUCAAGAGACUGGAGGACGUUGUGCUCCCGGUCUUGUUCAUACGCAGUAACGUUACACCUCAGCUGCUCAAGACGCACGCACUAAAGACCCCAUGGGCGGUAUUUGAGACGGCGCGUCAACGGCCAAAUGACGAAGUGGAGAAAAUGGAACUUACAUUUGCGUCGUGGAAGGCGAACCACGGGUGGGGCUUCCCUACGCGCAAAGAGCGCUGUCACGUGGCUAGCGAAGCCAUCGCCCCUGCGUCCGUAACCACGAAGGUAAUCGUAGAAAUGAAGCAGGCUAGCCGAGUUGGAGGCACCCCAGAUCAGCAGCGACCAGUACUGCGAGAUAUUGCAUGGAACGCAGCAUUACGGAGAACCGCUGGCGCUGGCAUUCCGUCGUAUCUGUUGACGAAGCGUCGCCGUGUGGAUGGCCAUCCUUCUAGCACCUGCAACGCUUCGCUUCCUCCCGACGUGUCUCGCGUUGUCACAGCUCCUUCUCACAUCCCGCACGCAACCAUAGAUCCUAUUGACGAUUCAACCGGCUCGAUUGUUCUUGCUUUGAAGUCCCCGGUCAGGCGUCGAAGAUUAGAUAUAAACUUGGGCAUUCCCCCUUCCCCGGAUCGACCGAGGAGAUGUCUUUGA